Molecule: messenger RNA, 2154 nt
Organism: Frankliniella occidentalis (western flower thrips)
Lineage: Eukaryota; Metazoa; Arthropoda; Insecta; Thysanoptera; Thripidae
Product: ubiquitin carboxyl-terminal hydrolase 36-like
Exons: 18
Coding region: 1-2154 (717 amino acids)
Biological process (GO): protein deubiquitination
Cellular component (GO): cytosol; nucleus
Molecular function (GO): cysteine-type deubiquitinase activity; cysteine-type endopeptidase activity
Source: RefSeq, a predicted model, not a curated record
AUGCGAUUCGAGUCGAAAAAUGCGAAGUACGAGAGUUCACCUAAGCACAUGUCUGCAUGUCACAUACACUUAUCAGAGUUUCUUCCAUUCCCUUACAUUUGUGAUUUAGCAAUUUCAUUCAUCAAUGCUGCCAUGGCGGAAGCCGCUGUCAAUGUCUCACAUUGUGAUGGAGGGCUGAUCGGGAAAGCCGUCCAUGUCAGUGCUGCACUUCAAGAUUGGUCUAACAAUGAACUGCCAUCACCGCAGUUUACUUUCUACACCAGGAAAGUAACUUCAAAGUGGGGAGGAGUUGUGAAACAUUUCCAUUCAGGGCUCUUAAAUCUGGGAAACACAUGCUACCUCAAUGCAUCAUUACAGGAUUUAUUCCACAUUCCUGGAUUCCUCGACUUCUUGAAGGGAGAUGUUCUGCACAGGAAAAGUUGCUAUGCUCCGCUGACUUGUGUGACGUGCAGCCUCUUUUGUAGUCUCAGUAGCAUGGAGAGUGAGGCUAUUCAUAAACCAGUUCGCCUGGUGAACCUCAUAGGAAGUAUUAGUAAGCAGCAUCUCCGUCCUGGCAAGGAGGAGGAUGCUCAUGAAUUUAUAGUCAUGCUUCUUGAUGUUAUAGACAGAGAAUUUCUCAAUAGAUUUGGUUAUGAAUAUGAACGGCUUAAGGACUUCUGCUCAAUUCAGACUUCUGUUGGUGGAGAGAUAUUUGGAGGGUGGUUGCAGAACUUGUGUACAUGUGUAAGUUGUAAUAUGUGUUCCACUACUUACUGCCCAUUUUCUCAAAUAUUUAUUUCUUGUGAAAGUGGAAGCAUCCAGAAUGGAGUUGCUGCGUAUAUUCAGAACACAGAAGAAGUUGAGUUCAAGUGCAGUAGAGGGCAUAAAGGCAUUGCCAAAAAGAGCUGUACAAUUUAUCGCUACCCUCAAGUGUUGAAGAUUGUUGUAAACAGAUUUGACUUUAAUAACUACAAACUAAGGAACCCUGUGAGCGUGGACCAAUACUUGAAAGUUGGCACAGCUCGUUAUUCAUUCCUUAGUGGAGUCAUCCACUCCGAUGUUGAAGGCGAAAAUCGACACUACACAUGUGUCUCAAGGUGUCCUAGUGGAAAUUACACUUUAUUUAAUGAUGCAUCUGUAACUCAGAAUUACUCGGGAAUGUGUUCAGAUUUUGUAAGAUCUGGUAUUUACAUCACAUUUUAUCAGCUUACUUCUCAGGCCAAGACCAGGAAUAGGACCCUGCUCAAAACUCCUUCUAAAAGAAGCCCUGCAAAGAAGAAACUUUUCAUUGGCAAGUCUACAGUUUCACCUCAAUCAAACUCAAGGAGAAACCCAUUCGAGAAGACCAUGUUUGGUCAUACAAAAAGUUUCUCACCUAAGAGAAAAACAUUGCCUAAACUCGCAAGGAGUAUAAAUUCAUCACUAUCACAACAGCUCCAAAAGAAUUUAUCUAUUGACUCAUUAAGUACCAAUGAGAGUGGACAACCUCAGCAGCAUAGCAGCAAAGACAUAGGCAAAUCAGCAGGAAUUGUUAGCCAAUCAUCAGCAGUCAGGAGAAGUCUGCUGUCACAACUCACUGCUGUUGGUUUGCCAAACUCCCAAGAGAGUUUAGUAACUGAAAUUGACCAGGAAUCACAGGUGGAUUCUGAGGAAACUAUGACAGCAAUUGUGAGUCCUGUCACUUUGAAGCUAGGGCGGACCACUCUUGUUGACUCAUUUACAUCUUCACAAACCAGUAAUUCCAUAACAUCAGACUGCGAUUCUGAGCAGACCAUGACAGCAAUUGUAAGUCCUGUUACUCUGAAGGUGGUCCGGACUUCUCUUGCUGAUUCAGUUAUUUCACAGACCAGUGAUUCAAGAAUAUCAAAUUGCGAUUCUGAGGAAACCAUGACAGCAAUUGUAAGUCCUGUUACUCUGAAGGUGGUCCAGACUACUCUUGCUGAUUCAGUUUCUUCACAGACCAGUGAUUCAAGAAUUUCAAAUUGCGAUUCUGAGGAAACAGUGACAGCUGUUGUCAGUCCUGUGACACUAAAGCUAGGCGGGACCACUACAGCUGAUUCUGGGGUAAUUGUUUUAAAUCCUGAUCCUGCCCAAUCCGACAAGACAUACCAUUUCUCUGUAGAAAUGUGGGAUCUCCAAUCCAACUGUUUUGUUCCUAAUUUUUCAGGUUUGUGA